Messenger RNA from Nicotiana tabacum (common tobacco), 506 nucleotides. The record is from RefSeq and is a predicted model, not a curated record. Lineage: Eukaryota; Viridiplantae; Streptophyta; Magnoliopsida; Solanales; Solanaceae.
ACGUGAGAAGUUGCAGGCAGCGUUGGAUUAUGCUUGUGGUGAAGGUGGGGCUGAUUGCCGUCCGAUUCAGCAGGGUGCCACGUGUUACGAUCCGGAUACGCUGGAGGCUCACGCUUCUUAUGCGUUCAAUAGCUAUUAUCAGAAGAAUACACGUGGGGUUGGAACGUGCGACUUCAACGGAGCAGCCUACGUUGUCACUCAACAUCCCAAAUAUGGCAGUUGCAAGUUUCCGACAGGAUAUUGAUUUGGUCCGUGCUUUUGAGGAAAAAUCUCAACUAAUGAUGAGGAUUUGUUGAGAAAAGUUGCCUGCAAAUGGUCCUCGUUAUUGGAUAAAGGGGCCCAGGGAUGGACAUUCUUUUCUUUAAUAGUAUUAUAUUUAUAUAAUUUUAGUAUAUAGUUCGUAGGUGGACGUUUGAUCUAUAUGAUACUUUGAAGUUUUCUUUGUAAUUAUACCUACUUUUAAUUAAAUAGUGCUGAAUUGUUUUAGACGCUAUUUCAUUAUUUUA